UUCAGGUUGUGGUUGGACUGUUGCUGUUGACCAUGAAUGGGAGGUGAUACUACAUUCUGUGACAUAUCAGCCCCCUGCCUUGAGAGUUACUGCUUACCACCACACACGUCCAUUUAUCGAGACAAAAGAGACAACACAGAAGUUGGUUAAUAACAGAUACAACAACAAUGUAGUCUAAUGUUUACUGCUUGUAGGAAAUGAUGUACAUUCAUGUGUCCACAGACCUUCAGUGCAAAAAUGAUCAAGGCCAUAAAAUCACAGACUGAUAGACGUAGUUCAGAGAAGAUAGGCCAGUUGUGAUUUAGUGCUGGAGCACACUUAAAUAUUAUUUCUUUAGAUAACUCUGAUGCAUCUUAAGGAGCUCAUCAACAUGAAAAGAAAUGCUUUAGACUUUUGACUAAAAGGGUGACUCCAAUACUUAUAUUGAAUCAAACCCAACUCUGGAAACAGUGAAUGCCUUUCCUUAUCAGUUGCUCAUUUCAAAUUUGAAUUCAUUGUCAGUCUGGAGAUAAUUUACAUUUCUGCUAAACUGAUUAACUGCUGUGACAGUUGCUCAUUACAUGACACAGAAUUAGUAGUGAAUAUAAAGGCACCGAAAACCAGUCUGCUAAGCAUGACACGAUAAAAAUAACAGUUUCAGUCUGAACUUUUGGGUAUAUUGAACAGAAAGUGUGCUCAAAAAGACAUGCAGGCCGAGGUGGAGGAGAGAGGACACUGGGGAAGUAAGGUGGAGUUUCUCCUGGCUGUUGCUGGGAAUAUCGUCGGCCUGGGUAACGUGUGGAGGUUUCCUUACCUCUGCUACAAAAAUGGAGGGGGUGCAUUCUUGGUGCCAUAUCUGGUGUUUGUGGUAACCUGUGGUAUACCGCUAUCCCUGUUAGAGACAACCAUGGGCCAGUACACUCAGGAGGGCGCCAUCACCUGCUGGAGGAAGCUAUGUCCACUGGCCGAGGGUAUUGGCUAUGCAGGGCAGCUGAUCCUCCUCUUCAUCUGUACAACCUACAUUAUUAUUCUGGCCUGGGCGUUGCUCUACCUCGUGUUCUCCUUCAGCUCCCAGCUCCCCUGGGCCACUUGCAACAACUACUGGAACACAGAUGAUUGUGUAGACUUUUCAACAAAAAAUGCCAGUAUGCCAUGGACCAACCAGACCAACUCAACCUCUGCAGCUACAGAAUUCUGGGAACGACGUGUUCUGGCUAUCUCAGGGGGCAUUGAGGACUUAGGCAGCAUCAGGUGGGAAGUGCUGUUGUGCCUAAUUGCUAUGUGGCUCAUCUGCUACUUUUGUAUCUGGAAAGGUGUCAAAUCCACAGGGAAGGUGGUGUAUUUCACUGCUACCUUCCCCUAUGUGAUGCUGCUAAUUCUUCUGAUUCGUGGACUCACUCUUCCUGGUGCACUACAAGGAGUGAAGUUUUAUCUUCUGCCUGAACCCUCACGACUCACAGACCCUCAGGUGUGGAUGGAGGCUGGGACUCAGAUCUUCUUCUCAUAUGGUGUUGGUAUGGGCGUCUUAACUGUGCUAGGAAGCUACAACAAGUACAAUAACAACUGCUAUAGAGACUGUCUGUUGGUGUGUUUGCUCAACAGCUCUACCAGUUUCGUAGCUGGGUUUGCAGUCUUCUCGGUGCUUGGAUUCAUGGCUCAUGAGCAGGGCGUUCCCAUUGCUGAGGUGGCAGAGUCAGGUCCAGGCUUGGCGUUCAUUGCUUAUCCUCAGGCUGUAGCCAUGAUGCCUCUGCCUCAACUGUGGUCCAUCUGUUUCUUUGUCAUGCUCAUUCUCUUGGGUUUGGACACACAAUUUGUCACCAUGGAGGUGGUGAUGACGUCUAUCACUGAUAUGUUUCCCAAAGUUAUGCGCAGGGCAGGCCGAUGGGAGAAGUCACUCGUCCUCUUCUGCCUAAUAUGCUUCUUCUGUCAGUUUGUCAUGAUUACCCAAGGAGGGAUGUAUGUGUUCCAGGUGAUGGACUACUAUGCUUGUAAUGGAGUCUGCAUCCUGUUUAUCGGUGUAUUUGAAACACUGGCACUGGGAUGGAUAUUUGGUAAAUAUGGUGUUUUUAAAGGAGUAUUUCAUCUAUUUUUAUAUACCAUUAGUGUUUAUUCUAUAUUUUCUUGUAAAUGUUUCCACAGGCAUGUGGGUUUAUCUGAUUAUUUUAAACUGUUUAUCAAAUCUUGUAUCUCCUAUCAAGGGGCAGAUUGGUUGUACGGCAUCAUUAAGGACAUGACAGGGGUAAACGCCAACCCUUUUUUCAAAAUCUGCUGGCUCUACCUCACACCGAUAGUCUCACUGGGGGUUUUUAUAUGUUCUUUAAUUAAGUACCAGCCUCUGACGUUUAAUCGCUGGUACGUGUACCCAGACUGGGCAUAUGUGUUGGGAUGGAUGAUGACUCUCUCCUCCAUUCAGCUUGUGCCUGCAUGUGCACUGUAUAAGCUGAUCACUGGGACUGGGACUCUCAAACAGGUGGGACAACUAUUUGACAGAUUAUUAUGGUAACAAACUACAGAAAUUACAUUGUGUGUGUGUCUUAUAUAAUGACACGUAAACGAGGUGUAAUCUUAAUCACAGCUUUCUAAGGGACAGGUUUCAUAACUACUUGGUCAUUUAGACAUGAUCAGAAUAUAUGCAACAUUUCCAAUAUAACUGGACAUGAGUGGACUUCCACUCCAUGGUCCACAGUAAGCUUAUGAAGUUAGAAAAUCGAAGUUUAAAAAAAUCAGCUUAUAUACUUCACAGUCACCUUCCUCUUAAAAUACAUGGGAUAUGAGUAUGUGCCAGUUACAAGCAAGAGGAGUGUCCAUCUGUAAAUUUUAUCACCAAACCUGUAUAUUCUUUCGACAUUAAAAGAAAUUUGGACCAGUGACCAUCUAGAUGAGUUGUAGCUUUAAGGAAUAAUAUUCUAAUUAUGUAGGAGAGAGGUCCUUGAGACAACUGGAAGUCUCAACGUCACCUGAGUGUGUUUUUUUCAGAGUACAAUCUACAGCAUUUUUAGUUGCUUUUUAACUUUUGCUGGCAACUAUUAGUGAAUAUUUUCUCGUCUCUUCUAGCGUUUUCAUCACCUGUGCCAGCCUGACCUGAAAUACGUACCAACCCAAAAGCAGCAGGGGGACAACAGUUUACUACCAGCUGAUAUGAAUGAACAGAACGAUCACCUGACACUCACCUCUUGAACAACUGCAUUUU
Amphiprion ocellaris (clown anemonefish) is the source of this 3169-nucleotide messenger RNA. RefSeq names its product sodium- and chloride-dependent GABA transporter 2-like. Gene Ontology annotation, cellular component: membrane. Bases 686 to 2482 code for a protein of 598 amino acids. The transcript has 12 exons. The record is from RefSeq and is a predicted model, not a curated record. Gene Ontology annotation, biological process: sodium ion transmembrane transport. NCBI's taxonomy places the organism in Eukaryota, Metazoa, Chordata, Actinopteri, Pomacentridae.